Messenger RNA from Micropterus dolomieu (smallmouth bass), 11096 nucleotides. It is a transcript of the gene dcc, whose product is annotated as DCC netrin 1 receptor. Bases 3035 to 7546 code for a protein of 1503 amino acids. The transcript is spliced from 31 exons. Gene Ontology annotation, biological process: cell-cell adhesion. Lineage: Eukaryota; Metazoa; Chordata; Actinopteri; Centrarchiformes; Centrarchidae. Gene Ontology annotation, molecular function: protein binding. The record is from RefSeq and is a predicted model, not a curated record. Gene Ontology annotation, cellular component: membrane.
CUUACUGUUCCAAUACUUUUGGAGGGGACUGUAUGUUAAUGGUGUGUUCACGUCGUAACGUUUUUAGGCAUCCUAUUUUUUCAUUUGUAAAGUUAUAGCAAUCCUGUCUGGUCAUCAUGUAGCUAUGUUAUUAGGUUAUAAGCUUAGUUGAUAGCUUAGUUCUUUUUUUUGUGCUAUAAAGUUGGAUCGUUGGAUGCCUACAUCCUUUGUUGUCACAUUGUUAUGUUACAUUGUUUGAUUGCCUUAAGCCUGCUGUGUCAACCUGAUCAUUGUAAAGCACAGUAUGGGUGUAUCAACACACCACAUCUUGGUUGCCACACAUCUCCAGCACCUGGACUGACCAUGAAUGGCUGUCAAACUUUAGGAUGAGAAAAUUUGGAUUCGUGCCAUGCCCUCCGAACUUGGUUGACCUGGAGCACAACCAGAUACAGAAAGCCAGUGCCUGCUGAGGUUCGAGUUGCGAUCUGCAUCUGGAGAUUGGCAAAAAAAACUGGAAUACUGCUCUCUUUCCCACCUGUUUGGCGUCGGCCUGUCCACCAUGUUGUCUUAUAACACAGGAAGUUACCACGGCCAUAAACACUGUUCUGAAACCACAGUAUAUUAGAACACUUUCUGCAGCUGAAUUCCAAUUAAUUAGCCAAGGUUUUCGGGACAAGUGGAGAUUUCCCUAAGUAGCCGAUUCUAUUGAUGGAACGUAUAUGAAUAUUAGAGCUCCCCAUGAUGCAUCAGAAGAUUAUUACAAUAGAAAGGGGCAUUAUUCUAUUAUAUUACAAGGUGUUGUGGACAACAAAUUAAAGUUUUGGGACAUAAAUCCAUGAUGCCUGUGUGUUUCAGGGCUGUAUGAGCGAGGUGUCAGAGGUGCACUGUUGCCAAGAAUACAGGAAAGAUUAGAGUAUGAGGAGGGAAUAUGAGCCACCAUCAGCUGCCAUUCAUAGUUUGUUUGUUACUCUAACCAGGGCUGUUUCUAUGCUGUGAAACCAGACUGAAAUUUGAGGUGGUCCUGGAGAUGGGCGGCAACAACUUUUUCCAGUACUUUGGAGAGGAAUGGGAGAUUAGAAAUGGGCCUGUAAUUUGCGAAGGCAUCUGGAUCAAGAGUGGUUUUUUUGAGAAUUGGUCUGAUUAUGGCAGUUUUAGGGGCAGGUGGAACAUUGCCAGACUGGAGGGAGUGGUUUAUAAUAGUGGCCAUCAGAGGGCUUAGGGCAGAAGUGUUUGCUUUCACUAGACCUGUAGGAAAGGGGUCGAGGUCACAGGUGGUGGGUUUCAUCAUUUUGAUUAUCUUCUCAACCUCUUGUUGUGAGAUUUCUGGAAAGCAGUGUAGCAUGCUAAGUGUAAGCAGGGCUGGGAGAUUGCAGGCUGUGAGUGUCACAUUCUGCCUGAUUGGUCAUGUUUAGGUGAGUUUUGUUCAUUGGUCUGUUCGGUCUCUGUUAUUUAGUAUGUGUUUUUGGUCCAUCUCUUAUGUUAUACUGUUUCGCCUCGUUUAUUCUUGUGAGGAUGGUUGUGUUGGUUCUCAUUCUGUUUUCUUGUCCUACUACUUAGUCCUGUGUUUCAGUUCUGUGUCUCAGUUCAUGUCUUGGUGUUUACUCCCGGUCUGUGUACUUCAGUGUUUGUUAUUUUUCCCAUGUCUGCUCUGUGUUCUGUUUAAUCCUUGUUUCAGUCUGUUUCCCUUGUUAUGCUGUAGUCCAUCUGUAUUAGUUUGUAUCUACGCUGUGCUCUUAGUGCUGUUUAGUCUGUUUCCUGUCUAUUUUGGUUUUGAUCCGUGUCUGCCUUGUCUGUCUCUUUCUGUUAUUAUCUGGUGUUUGCUUCAUGCUUAGUUUCUGUCUGCCUGCCUGCCUCUUUGUUUUCCCCUGCUGUCUCUCUGCCUUGUUAGCCCUGAUCCCGGUCACCUAUGUUGCUCCCGCCCUGCUCGUUAGUCCCUGAGUAUAUAUGUUUGGUGUUUCUGUUCAUUCCCUGUCUGGUCAUUUUAGUGUGAUUACACACUGUUGUGUUGUGUGUUGAGUGUUCUGCCUGAUUCGGAGUUUUCUGAUGUUUUUGGAGGAAUUCUGCUGCAAAACGGCAGGUGGGGGAGUUGACAUGAAUAUUGAUAUCUCCAAAGACUAUGAUAUUGACAGACAUUGUACAGGAUGUUUAGAGAAGGUUGGACAUCUCCGGGAUGAAAGAUGCAUUUAGUUUGGUAGAUGAGAAGUAUCGUUGUGGAGAGAGGGGGCUUACUUUGAAAUGCAAGGAAUUCAAAAGAAGACAGCUAAAGCAGGGUUAUAGGGGACACGUCUGGCAAAGGAGUCCAAGUUUUAAUGACCAAUAUGCACGAUGCCAAGUGGAUAUUGUCCACUCCUGUCAAGUUGCUUCGCCCAGCACCUGCUCUUCAGUUGAUUGUGGACUUGGACGGAGAGGUGAUCCGCCUCCUACACAGUGUUUUAGAAGUGUUUGUGUGUGUGUCCCUGUGAGGCAGAUCCAUAGGCUGUGUCAUGAAGAUUGACAGAGACGGAUGACAGAUAUGUUAUCUGUAUAGCCCUACAGAGAAAAGAGAGCGAGAGUGAGUUCGACUCUCUCCCUCCACACUCCUCCUCCUCUUCCGACCCUCUCCAUCCGUCCUCCCCGGCAGACGGAUCAGACCUCCGGCAAGGCAGCGUGGAUUUUAAUCCUCCUUGCAUCUGUGUGAAUGGGAAUCAGCUGCACCGGGCAGGAGUGAUGGAGACUCUGCCUUCAUAGUUACUGGAACUUGUUUCUUAUCUUAAAAAGAAGGGAACUAACUGCGCUUGUGUCUGUUUUGGAUUUUUGUUUUCUUUUUGGGAUCCAAGCCCGAUCGGGGAGGGUUAUUUUGGGGAGAGGAGAGGUUGUUUUACCCCUCUCUCUCCUCCUCCUCCUCCUCUUCAUCCUCCUGACUCACCAUCCUGAGUUGUUUUUUUUCUUAUUUUGAUUUUUAAUUGACAGUUGGAUUCUGUGGAGGAUUUUUAAAAAAAAAAAUCAAUCAUCAGCAGGAUUUGCGGGCGCUUGUUCCUGUGGUUCCUCUGGCUCAUCGGGACACGAGCAGGGCAGCAUGGAGCUGGUUUUGGUUGGAUGUAUUGGUGACGUUUGGGAGGUGCUGGUGCUGAGGAGGAGGAGGACAGGAGGGCUCUACCUGCUGCUGCUCUGCUGGCUGCUGGCUGCGCACACCACAGCGCACGCCUCAGAUGCCUCCUCAUCUUCCUCCUCAUAUAGUCUCGGAGGCUUCGUGGACUUCACUUUCACCCAGGAGCCUCAGGACACGGUGACGGUGCGAGGGGGCGUGCUGCAGCUCGACUGCCAGGCAGAGUCUGAUGCAGUGGCGGGGCCUCCCACCAUCACUUGGCGUAAGGACGGCGUGCUGCUCAGUGCAGUGGUGGACGAGCGGCGGCGACAGCUGGCUAACGGCUCUCUGCUGGUGCAGAAUGUUGUGCACUCACGGCAUCACCGGCCUGACGAGGGCGAAUACCAGUGCCUCGCCACGCUGGACGGACUGGGCAGCAUCGUUAGCCAGAGCGCCAGGGUCACUGUGGCUGGUCCUCUGAAGGUGGUUGUCCCCACCGAGUCUGUCUCCUCAUACCUCGGCGACACCGCCCUGCUGCGUUGUGAGGUCUCGGGUGACCCGACGCCCGUCAUUCGCUGGCAGAAGAACCGAGAAGACCUACCACUGACCUUUGACCUCGACUCCCGUUUGGCGGUGCUGCCUUCCGGCUCUCUGCAGGUCAGCCGCGUCCAGCCGCCAGACUCGGCCACGUACCGCUGUCUGGCCGACAACCCCAGCAGCACCAGGACUGGGACGGAUGCCGAGCUCCGAGUGCUCCCAGAGCCUGGGGUGAGCAGGAACCUCCAGUUCCUCCAGCGUCCAUCCAGAGUAACGGCUCUGCUGGGAACCGAUGCCGUGCUGGAAUGUUCUGCCUCCGGAUACCCAACUCCGAGCAUCCAAUGGAGGAGAGGAGAGGAACUGAUCCAGAGCUGGAAUAAGAAGUACUCUCUGUUGGCGGGCAGUAAUCUGAUCAUCAGGAGUGUCACUGACGACGACUCUGGCAGUUACAGCUGUACAGCCACCAACAAGAACCACAACAUCACCGCACACGCAGGGCUGAGUGUACUGGUGCCUCCUCAGUUCCUGAACUACCCGACCAACACAUAUGCCUACGAGUCCACCGACAUCGAGCUGGAGUGUGCUGUGACAGGAAGCCCACCGCCGACUGUCCGCUGGAUGAAAAACGGAGAGGAAGUCAUCCCCAGUGAUUACUUCCAAAUAGUGGACGGCAGUAACCUGCAGAUUUUGGGAUUGGUGAAAUCAGAUGAAGGAUUUUAUCAGUGUGUAGCUGAAAAUUCAGCCGGCAGCUCGCAGGCGAUGGCUCAGCUGCUGCUUCGAGAACCAGUGUCCCCCAGCCCAGGCGUUGCCCUCCCCUCUGCCCCCCGCGACCUGGUCCCUGUCCUAGUGUCCAGCCGAUUUGUCCGACUCAGCUGGCGUCCCCCCGAGGAGACCAGAGGAGCUGUGCAGACCUAUGGCAUUUAUUACUCCCAGGAUGGAGUCGAGAGGGAGCGAUCAGUGAACGUGUCGGAGCCAGAGUCUUUGGAGCUGACAGUCUCCAACCUGAAACCAGAGGAGAGCUACAGCUUCAGGGUCAUUGCUUACAAUGACGUGGGGCCAGGAGAGAGCUCCGCCCCCCUGAGGAUCACCACCAAACCUGACAUCCAGGUUCCCAGCAGAGUGGAGUCUCUCCAGGCUGAGGCUCUGUCUCCCACCUCAGUCCAGGUGAGCUGGGAGCCUCCCAGCCAACCAAACGGCCCGGUGCUGGGCUACAGACUGCUGUGGACCGAGAGCCCGUCUGGCAAGGAACAGAGUGUGGAGGUGAAUGGACUCAACUACAAGAUGGACGGCCUCAAUAAAUUCACAGAGUACACAGUUCGAGUUUUGGCGAUUAACCGCUACGGACCAGGCGCCGCCUCAGAGACGGUCAGCGUCACCACCCAAUCAGACGUACCCAGCGCUCCUCCUCAGAACAUCACCUUAGAGGUUGUCCUGUCCAGGAGCAUCAAGGUGUCAUGGCAGCCGCCUCAGCGCAGCGCCCAGAACGGCGUCAUCACUGCCUACAAGAUCAAAUACAGGAAAACCGGUCGCCGUGGAGACCAAGAGGCCAUCGAACCCAACAAUUUCUGGUACCUGUUCACAGGUCUAGAGAAGGGCAGCCAGUACAGUUUCCAGGUAGCAGCCAUGACAGCCAAUGGAACAGGUCCGGCCAGUGACUGGUACACCACUGAGACGCCGGAGAACGACCUGGAUGAGAGUCAGGUUCCCGACCAACCCAGCUCCCUGCACGUCAGGCCGCUUCCCAACAGCAUCAUCAUGUCCUGGACUCCACCCCUCAGCCCAAACAUCUUAGUUCGAGGUUAUAUCAUUGGCUACGGAGUGGGAAGUCCCUACGCCGAGACGGUCCGAGUGGACAGCAAGCAGAGAUACUACUCCAUCGAAAACCUAGAGCCGAGCUCGCAUUAUGUGAUUUCCCUGAAGGCAUUCAAUAAUGCCGGAGAGGGAGUUCCUCUGUAUGAGAGCGCCGUCACUCGAUCGCUGACAGACCCCAUUGACCCAUCUGAGGAUGACCUCUUCCAUCUCUUUGAUAAAUACCCCACUCCCAUGCCAGACACCAGCACUCCCAUGAUCCCUCCAGUGGGGGUCCAAGCCGUGGCUCUGUCUUCAGACUCGGUCCGAGUCUCCUGGGCUGACAACUCCAUGACCAAGAACCAGAAGGCGUCUGAGGUCCGGUACUACUCCAUCAAGUGGAAGACCAGCUACUCCACUAGUGGAAAGUACAAGUCUGCAGACACCACAGCGCUCAGCCACACUGUCACCAGCCUCAAACCAAACACUAUGUACGAGUUUGCUGUCAUGGUAACCAAAGGCCGCAAGUCCAGCACCUGGAGUAUGACAGCACAUGCCACAACGUACGAAGCAGCUCCCAGCUCCGCCCCUAAAGAUUUGACAGUGAUCAGUCGCGAGGGACGACCCCGCGCCAUUUUAAUAAGCUGGCAACCACCGAUGGAGGCUAACGGGCGAAUCACAGGUUACAUCCUAUACUACACUCUGGAUAAGAACAUGCCGAUAGAUGAUUGGGUGAUGGAGGCGAUCAGCGGGGAUCGGCUAACCCAUCAGGUUGUGGAUUUGAACCUCGACACCGUUUAUUACUUCAGGAUUCAGGCCAAGAAUGCCAAAGGAGUUGGCCCACUAUCUGAGCCCAUCCACUUCAGAACCGCCAAAGUGGAACAUCCAGACAAGAUGGCCAAUGAUCAAGGCCGAGGGGGAGACCACGCCUACUGGCCAUCUGAUACCAACCUGAUUGACAGGAGCAGCAUCAACGAGUCUCCCAUUGGUCAGAUGCGUCCACCUCAUGGCAGCGCCACGCCUCAAAAGAACAGUAACCUCCUGGUCAUCAUCGUAGUUUCCGUGGGAGCUGUCACCGUAGUUGUUGUUGUCAUCGUGGCGCUCAUCUGCACCCGACGCUCCUCCGCCCAGCAGAGGAAGAAGAGAGCGAGCCAUAGUGCCAGCAAGAGGAAGGGCAGCCAGAAGGACCUGCGACCUCCUGACCUCUGGAUCCAUCACGAGGAGAUGGAGAUGAAGAACAUGGAGAAAGCCCCCAGCGUCGCCCCGUCCGGACAUGAUUCGCCCAUCCAGUCCUGCCAGGACCUCCCACAGAUCGCACACAGCCAAUCAGAGAGCCAGAUGGGCAGCAAGAGCAGCCACUCAGGAGCUGAUGGUGAUGAUGUAUCCAGCAGCAUCUCCACUCUGGAGCGCUCCCUGGCUGCCAGGAGGGGGACGCGAGGCAAAAUGAUGAUUCCUAUGGACUCACAGCCGAGCAACACACCGGUGGUCAGUGCCAUCCCGGUGCCAGCUCUGGACUCCUCUCAGUAUCCUGGUAUCCUGCCUUCCCCUUCCUGCGGCUUCACUCACAACAAGUUCAGCCUGAGACCGAUGCCUUUCCCCAGCCUGACCGUGGACAGAGGAUACACACCAGCGAUGCCUUCAGACUCCUCCACCAAUCCCCUCCUCCAGCAGCAGCCUGCUGCCCAGCAGCCCCCUCCCCUCCUCCCCGGCUCCUCCGCCCCGCCCGGGGAGCAUGUUCCCGGGGUUGGCCCAGUCCCAGGGGCUCCUGUUCCUGUUGCCGCAGCUGCAGCUGAGGAAGCCCAGGCUGCGAGCGGUCGGACCAUCCCAACAGCCUGCGUGCGGCCUACCCAUCCUCUACGAAGCUUCACCAACCCGCUGCUGCCGCCGCCCAUGGGGACCAUCGACCCCAAGGUGUACACCUCCAUGAUGCCCCAGUCCAGUGCAAGCCUUCCGAAACCCCAGGUGAAGACUGCCUCUCUGGGUCAGGCCGGUAAGGCUCGCUCCCCUCUGCUGCCAGUCUCAGUCCCUACAGCGCCAGACUUACCGGAGGAGGGAGGAACAAAACCUGCCGAGGAUUCAGCUGCUAACGUUUACGAGCAGGACGACCUUUCUGAGCAGAUGGCGAGUCUAGAAGGGCUGAUGAAGCAGCUCAACGCCAUUACUGGCUCCGCCUUCUAACCUCUGACCCCAACCCAGCCCAGCCCUCAACCAUGGUCCAGUCUGGAACCCUUCUUUAAGCCUUGAUAUCACCUGCUGUCCAUUCACUAAGGGCGGCAACAGGUCAAUCUGGGUUUGAAGAUGCCUCUGUGCAGACAUCCACCUGUGCUGGGUUGAGUUUGUUUGGUUUCUACUGGUCUCGGUCAGUGUCUACUGUUUGGGACCAGGACCGGAUCGAAGGAAAUUAAACAAAGGAUAAACACUACAGCAGCACAGCAUCAACUCCAAGAACAGGACAUGGGUGGAGGGGCUUCAAACUGAAACCCCUGCAGACUCUCCAACCUCAAACACAAAACUAGAAAAACACAAUGCCUAGCGCCUUGACUUAAUGAUACAGGAUGAUGGGAUUAUCACAAAAAAGAAGACAAAGUUAUAAGAUCCCUCCUGUUUCUCUUCUUUGUGGUAUUUAUUAGCGUCCUCCUCCGCUGAGUUAUCCGCAACUCAGUUACUGUGACUGUACCUCACUUAUUUUUCAUGAUCGCUGUUGGAAGUAUCGCGUUUAUAUUUUGUUUUUUGUUUGGGUAUUCCAACUUUGUCAGUCACAGGAUGUGUAUAUGAUUUGAAAAUACAACCAGUACCUAGAGUAAGAAAUAGAUAACACAUCCUCAGCCACCAAAGUAUUGUUUUUUUUUUGACACAUGGAUCCUGGAUAUCUCUCUUUCUUCUCUUCUUUCUCCCUCUGGAACAAAACCGUCUGGUUUCACUGAACCGACCAUCAGACGUGACCCAUGCAGCCCUUCCACCUCUGGACCCUGAGGUUCAUUAAAAAAUAAAGGGAUUACAAAGUAGAUUUUGGCUGAAUAGAAACAUGUGUGAGAACCUACUAGACCAGUCUGAAUCAUCUGGAUCUGGAUCUGGCUGACUCUACUCUUACAGGACUGUAUAGAAACCUCUAUAGACUCCCACAGUCUGUUGCUGCUCUUUACCAAGCCUUUACUCUCUCUGACCCAGACAAACUCCAAUCUUUAGCUACAAGGACUCAUGUUGUUGCCAAAUUCUCAUCUUGGAAAGCUUAUUGUAACCUUUUUUUGUUUUUGCUCCUUGUUCAAGUCUGUCUCAGUCCCAAACAAGGACGUCAUUGGAAAGCAGUAAGAUGACGGAACAAAUUUGACAAGAAAUCUGGUUUUAGAGUGGUAGGACCUAUCCCAUCCUGGACAAAUGAAGGUUGGCUUUGAAUGGUACAUGAUCAUUGGUGUUUUUUAGUAACGUGUUAAAAUUUGAUCUUAACACCUUGUUCACAGUGCGUCAGGUUGUACUGUGUAGAUGUCACCUUCAGUGCAUCGCGUUGUCCCCUGCUGGUUGGCACCUAUUCAUGUGUUCACAAAAGAGGCACAAAAAGGCACAGUCACCAAAGCAAGGUUACAGUAAAUUAAUUAGAAACACUGGCAAAACACAAUUUAGCAUCUUGGGAAAGAGGUAACAAUGCCAUAAUCACAAGACAGCGGUUUAUUAAAUUAUUACUUAAUAAAUGAUUAAACUCUUAUCUCUGGACCAAGGUUAUCUUCAAGGACUCUAUCUUGUUUAUUUCAAGAUAACAAACUGUUUAAGUUUGUUAUCUUGAAAUAACAAGAUCAUGAAAUCGGGAGCUCAAUAAUAAUCCAUCUAACACACAUUGUAUGUAACUAGCAACAAAGGCUUUAAUCUAUUUACAUAAAAUAGAACAACAACAAAAUAUCAAAGAGUCAGAAUGAAUGGAAAUUUGGUGUUACUGUGGUGGAAGAGUAGAUUGUGAAGUAGGUGUUACGGCAACAAGAUCGAGGAUCAAGUUAAUAUUUUUUAUUGAGAUUAGAGAUGGUAGUGGGCCAGCCGAUGAUGUUGAUGACAAUGAGAAUAAUCGCUUCCAUUGUUUUGUUGCACUUUGUGCAGUCUCAGUAUGUGUUUGACUGAAGGUGAGUGUGUUGUAUUUUGGCCUGCUUUUAAAAAAUCCAUAUACUGUUUGGGACACACAUGUACCUCUGUCGACCUUGAUUGCCCACAUGGGAAAACUGCAAAACCGCCAGCUUCACUUUAAGUUUGCUUCAGGGCGUUUUUAUACAAAAAUAAUACAAAGAAGUAACAGAAACAGAAAUAUGCAUAUUCCACAAAGUAUAUUUUUACAUUCGCUGUCCUGUCAGAACUGUUUAAUCAGGUUUCUUUUUACACAUUUCCAGAGAGCUACUUUAAAGGUCAUGAGCCCCCUUGAAAAUUGAUAAUCUACCGCCUUUGAAUGCGUCACAAAUUGUAAUAAAAAUUAAUUCAUUAACUGGUAUUUACUUACUUUAAAAAUGUGGAAUGAGGAAACAAUUUGCAGUGAGGGAGCAAAACCUGCAGUGUUGUGGUUUCAGGAUGACCUCUGUAACAUGAGGUCAGUCAGGACCACAGUGCAGAGACCAGUUCUACUACAUUUGUAUUGACGGCAGGGGGGGAAAAUCUGAUUUGGAGAAUUAGUGUGAGAAUUAAUGAGUUGUUAAGGAUGAUGGGGUUCUUUUUGUUAGUCUUUGUGGAGGCAUUUGCUGAGAGAAAAUAAAUUUGUGAAACCCCAGUAAAGCAGAGUGAGCAAGGUGUGCACUGUAAAAAAAGAAAAAAAAGGAAAAAAAAAAAAAGAAGUCCUAAGAAGUUAAUCUGUUCCUGAGUAAUAAAAUUGUAAUUUUUAGACAAUUUAAGUGUCCUGCCAGUUGGGUGAGGAACUCUUUUUUUAUUCUACUGCAGCAAUCCAUUUUUCAAAACACCAACCCUCAUUUUUACAAAUUUCCUCAAUCAAGAGAGAUGGGAAUAAGUUGAAUUACCUCCCCCGUUUAAAGCAAAAAAUCAGAUUUGGAGUCAGAAUACGCCAGUGUGCAGAAUGGCAGGAACUUAAAAUGAUAAAUGAUUCAUUAAUCAGCUGAGGGGGAAAAACAGGUCAUCAGUAUGCUCCAUAUUUGACUGUGUCACCCCAGUCACCAUAUUGUAAUUUUCAGACCUUUAUCUUUCUGCGAUGAAAGGAAAAAGCCUGAGGGAGACAGAGAGCGGAGGCAGAGGAGGUGAAUUGAUAUUCAGAGGUGGUUUGUAUGUGCGAGCUAGGGCACGGAGGAAUGAGGCCGGGAAUUCAUUAUAACGCCGUUUCAAAUAUUAUGAUUCAAGCUCACGCUCACUGGGCCGUUACAGAUGUGAGGAAAAGUCCUGGGGACGGAGGGGAUGGAAAGGUAACGUCUCUGUAGAAUGAGUUGGGGGAUGAAAGGUGAAGGAACGCAUGCAAGCAGGCGGCGUGGGGAUCAAACUCAUCACUGUGUUCGGGCAGAUACACCCAGUCUGAGCCGAGUGCUUUCAUUCUUGUCCGAGUAGCACUUCUUCUCCUCCUUCAGCAAGCACAGCAGUGCUGCAGACAGACAGGAUCCAACGCUGUAGGGCAAGUCUGAAAUUUGAUUUAUAGAAAGAAAAUCUGAUUUGAGCAGUAAAUACUAAAUUAAAUAGCCUGUUGACACAAGAUUUCAUGUUUUCAGUUUCAAAAGGGAAGAAAGAUGAAAGCAGAGGAAAUUGUCAGGGUAAAUGGUCA